GGUACGAAAGUACAAAACUACGAGCGUUCGGCGCAACCGCCGCCCGUUCGUCACAGACGUUAGUCCAGACGACCACACUCCACCGCCGACCACCCGACGGGCGAUGACUAUGAUGUACUGUGCGUGCGUGCGUUUCGUGUGUGUUACUGUGUUAGCACGUCUCAGCAGCGAGCGAUAACAUAACGCGUCGUAUAUUAUUUGUUAUUAUUUAUUUAUUAUUAUUAUUACUAUUAUUAUAUAAAACUAUCGAAAACUGAAAGAAAACGUAUCGCGCUCCGCACCCGCCGUGUCGCGACCCGCGGUCAUUCGAUUUGGUUUAAAUACAUAAAAUAUCGUAUAAACGUUAUUAUCUUCUCUUCUAUUUUCACGGUUUUUCAUCAUCUUCGUCGACGUCGUCAUCACUGUUAAUCAACGUGUAUUACAUAAAAUACACGAUAAACGACGAUAUUGGGUUGUAUAAAUCAAUAAAUGUAUAAUAUUAUAUUGUUUUGAAAUAUUAUGCUGACUCGUCGCGUGUCGCAUUUCCGUAACUACUGGUGCAGUGCUACUACGGUUACGGUUGUCCGUGUCGACGGUGACCGCCGCCGCCGUUCGUCCGUGUGGUGGUGAUCGGUCCGCGGUCGUCGGCAUUGCACCAGGCUUCUUGUGCGUGUCUUGUCGUUACCGAUACAAAGACGAUAACAGUCUCGACGGAGUGGACUGACUGACGAUAUCGUGUCGUACGUGUGCGCGCAGUACGAGUGUAGGACACGCCGUCGUCGUUACGUGAUGUCGCGCUACCGCCGGGCGACGUGCGAUACCGCCUAAAAAGGGCAUAUGCCCACCGUCGUCGUAACGGCGCGCUUCACGUCGGUCAGCAGCCGUGCUUAGUGGUGUCCGCCGGCCACAGCGGCCACGACCACGGACGUUUGCGAGUCCCCGAUCAGCACACUCGGUGACCGUCACUUCUGUUAUAGUCUAGCCAAACGUCGACUGCACACCCCAGUCCCCCUCCCUGACCGUAUUUUGGAUAAACUACCAUUGUGACACGAUGCGUUUGCAUGGAUGGUGUUCUUGAAAAACCGGCAAAGUGUUGCCGGUUACCAAUCGAGAUAUGGACGGCAGCAAUGGAGCCAAACAAGCCGACAGUUGGCAUAAGCAUGAGCCAUUCAUGAUGGUCGAAAAGCAGAAAAAUAAAAAUCAUGGGCAAGGAUCCCAAGACAGUAACUUUGGUUUUGGCGGUGGUCCCUUGUAUGGAAGACUUGUCGCUGAAGACCAAUUACCAAUGGUUGGUGGUGUUGCUCCGGUGCAUGCUGAUAUCCAUGCAAUGCAAGCAAGAAUACCACCCCAUUUCCGAGAUCCGUCAACCGCUCCAUUGAGAAAGCUUUCGGUGGACCUAAUCAAGACAUAUAAGUUUAUUAAUGAGGUCUACUAUGCUAAGAAAAAAAAAAGAGCUGGUGGUGGAGCAGUUGGGUUGAGUAGUCAACCUCAAAAUAAUGGGGCUCCCGUUGAAGGACCUGUGGCCAAUAAAAAAGAAAGAAGAGUGUAUAAUGAUGGUCACGACGAUGAUAACCAUGAUUAUAUAAUUAGAAGCGGUGAAAAGUUUUUGGAUCGCUAUGAAAUCAUAUCCUUGCUAGGCAAAGGGUCAUUUGGACAAGUUGUUAAGGCUCGUGACGAGGAAGAAGAUUGUUAUGUAGCAAUUAAAAUAAUAAAGAACAAAAAACCAUUCCUAAAUCAAGCUCAAAUUGAAGUAAGACUAUUAGAAAUGAUGAAUAGAGCUGAUGUUGACAACAAAUACUAUAUUGUUAAACUCAAGCGUCAUUUUAUGUGGCGUAAUCAUUUGUGCCUGGUGUUUGAGUUGUUAUCUUAUAACUUGUAUGAUUUGAUUAGGAACACUAAUUUUAAAGGUGUUUCUUUAAAUCUUACACGUAAAUUUGCUGCUCAACUGUGCACGGCUCUGUUGUUCCUGUCCACACCGGACCUGUCCAUCAUACAUUGUGAUCUGAAACCAGAAAACAUAUUGUUGUGCAAUCCUAAAAGAUCAGCUAUUAAAAUAGUUGACUUUGGCUCAUCUUGCCAACUCGGCCAAAGAAUAUAUCAAUAUAUUCAAUCUCGUUUUUACCGUUCACCUGAAGUUUUACUUGGUAUACCUUAUGAUUUGGCUAUAGACAUGUGGAGUUUAGGAUGUAUUUUAGUAGAAAUGCAUACUGGAGAACCGUUGUUUAGUGGAACAAAUGAAGUUGAUCAGAUGAAUAAAAUCAUUGAAGUUCUUGGCAUGCCACCCAAACAUAUACUUGACCAGGCUCAAAAAGCUCACAAAUAUUUUGAUAAAUUGCCUGGUGUCGAUUCGUACACCUUAAAAAAACCUAAAGAUGCUAAAAAGUACAGGAAUCCAGGUGGUCGACGGUUACAUGAUAUAUUAGGUGUCGAAACAGGCGGUCCAUAUGCUAGGCGGUUAGGUGAGCCCGGGCAUUCAGUAUCUGACUACCUUAAAUUUAAAGAUCUUAUAGUACGAAUGCUAGAUUAUGAUCCAAAAACUCGAAUUACACCAUAUUAUGCUUUGCAACAUAACUUCUUCAAGCGGACUUCUGAAGAGGGUACUAAUACAGCUAGUGGUAUCGCUCAAGCUGGACUACACAGCUUAGGUGCUAGUCCACCAUUUAAUAGUUUACCUAGUAAUAAUCCAGGGGACACAAAUGUGCAAUCAUCUGCAAUAAGAUUGCGGUCGGACCAGUGCCGAGGUAGAACUACAAUGGAUUGUGACCCUCCGCCGAUCGCAUCUAUGUACCACGGUUACCAAACGGCUCCAAUGGCUAGACACCAUCUGCCUCACCAUGCUACAGUUUACCCAAUGAACCCAGCAUCCGCUGUUGGUACUUUGGUUCACUGUCGACCCACCUCUUUGCCGUUCCUACAUCCACAACAUCACCCGUAUCAACCAAUACAAUCACAACCUCCACGUUCAUUGCAUUCGUUGCAUAAUCACCCACCACCACCACCAGUACAACAACCUGUUGCACGGGUACCAACUUCCCAUUCCAAUCGAACGAAACAAGAACAAGAUGACAUGAUUGGGGUAUGUAUAGGUCAAAGUCCUGUAGCAAUAAACAUAACAUGAUCAAAUCGUAUAAAAUGUAAAAGAGAUGAUUUAUACAUGUUUUCAUUACAUACAUGUAAAAAUUGAAUAACUGUGAUUAAUCUAAAGGGGAAAAAGUAAUUUUUAAAUUCAAAUUUGUACCGAGUAGUGCCAGAAAUUCAAUUUUACUGUUUCCAUGGAUAUUGUUUUUGUCUUGUUUUUUUGUUUUUUUUUUUUUUAACAAAUUCCUUAUAGAAUUCAACUAUUACUUUAAUUUAACAGAUUAAAUAGAUUAAAUUAAAACAAAAUAAAUUGACAAAUAAUUUUUAUCUGAUGCAAUAAUGAAUAAUUAGUUAAUAACAUAUUUUUAUAAACUUACCAAUUGCCAUUUUUAUCUUCAUGUAUACGCGGAUAACUGUUAAAGCUACCUCAAAACAUUUUGUAUUACCAUAGAUUAAAUAACAUUAGUGUUAUUUAAUCUAUGGUAAUACUAAUACAGACGAAUCAAUUUUGAAAUUGUGUUUUAAUAUUUACUCACAACUAGCCAACGCCCUAUUUUAACAUGACUUAGUACCAGCAUUGCAUGUACAGUAUUAAUUGUUUAAUAAAUGAUCUUAAUGUAAAUUAUUUCAUUUAUUUUUUUUUUCAAUAAAUUUUAAACAUCAAUAAUUAUAUUAUCAAAUUUGAUGUUUAUUAUUUUGUUAUAUUCCUUUGAUAUUGGACAAAAUUAAAUUAAAUUUAUAAAUUAUCACACGGUAUAUUAUGCAAUGCACAAUACAUAAAACAAUUAUGAUUUACAGACAAAAAAUACAUCCUAAAUAGAAAUCCAAUAAGUAUUCAUAAAUUAUAAAUGCAGAGAAAGCAUUUUUUUUCUGUAUUAAAAUAUAGUGUAUUAAAGUUUUGGUGCUUUUGCUGUGAAGUUUAUCUGUGGCAUUUAUUUAUUUUUUUCCUUUUCGAAACAUUGCCAUUUCAAAUUAAGUUUUGAGUAAACGGUAUACCUACACACACAUAAUGACAUAACGAGAGAGUUCGUCUGUGCAGUAAAAUUCAUAACAACGGACAUAAUCUGUAAUGUGUUUGAAUGCAUGAUUAACAACCUGAUACGCGUAAAAUUUAACUUUUAUUAUUGUCAGGGACCUUCGAAAACACGACUGAUCGUAUAUAACUUUUUUUUAUUAAUAUUACUAAAAUUAUUAUUCCCUUAAAAGAAUCGAUAACUUGCAAAAGAUAAAAAUGGCCUACGUUUAUAAUGAUUUUGCGUACCUAUACAUAUUUUAACACGAUUUCAUUAUUAUCGUGUCUUCCUGGAAUGUUAAGCAUAUUUUUUAUUUCUUAUAUAUUUCGUUAAAAUAAUAUACAAAUAUACCUAGUACCCAUGUACUAUAUAUAAAUAUAUACAAGGUAGUCUUAUAGUGUUACCCUAAGGAUCCGAUUUUUUUACGCGUUUCCACUGCCAUAGGUGUAUAUUAUAUUAUUUGUGUGUGUGACUAUAUAUUAUAUUUAAAUAAUAAAUUAUAUAGUCUAAAAAUAUGAAUAGACAUAAAAUAAGAAGUCGAGUACCAAGUCAUAAUGCAUUAUGAGUACCUAUGUCUAAGAUGACGAUGCUGCCGUAUACGCACCUCUCUCUCUCUAUCUCUAUCUCCCUCUUUCUCUCUUACUCUCUCUCUCUCUCUCUCUCACACACACACACACACACUCAUAACACAACUUGUACGGAACUAUUGUUGUGCAGUGACAUACAUUAGCCAAUUUCGAUGACAUGACCACCGAGGUAGUUUUUUCGUUUUUGUAUCGCGGGCGUGUGUAAAAAAUUUGAACCAACAAAAAAAAAAAAAACGAAAGAAAUAAUAUAAUAUGUGA
Molecule: messenger RNA, 4915 nt
Organism: Acyrthosiphon pisum (pea aphid)
Lineage: Eukaryota; Metazoa; Arthropoda; Insecta; Hemiptera; Aphididae
Gene: mnb
Product: minibrain
Exons: 10
Coding region: 1094-3097 (667 amino acids)
Biological process (GO): protein autophosphorylation; peptidyl-threonine phosphorylation; peptidyl-serine phosphorylation
Molecular function (GO): protein serine/threonine/tyrosine kinase activity; protein serine/threonine kinase activity; ATP binding
Source: RefSeq, a predicted model, not a curated record